This is a messenger RNA of Solea senegalensis (Senegalese sole), 2705 nucleotides long. It is a transcript of the gene pdzd11, whose product is annotated as PDZ domain containing 11. NCBI's taxonomy places the organism in Eukaryota, Metazoa, Chordata, Actinopteri, Pleuronectiformes, Soleidae. The transcript is spliced from 6 exons. The record is from RefSeq and is a predicted model, not a curated record. Bases 58 to 486 code for a protein of 142 amino acids. Gene Ontology annotation, biological process: maintenance of epithelial cell apical/basal polarity; protein localization to basolateral plasma membrane; neurotransmitter secretion. Gene Ontology annotation, molecular function: protein binding. Gene Ontology annotation, cellular component: basolateral plasma membrane; cell-cell junction; synapse.
CUUGUAAACGCAGAGGAAGCGCUAGUUGCUAACAGUUACAGACAAACCUAUGAAAUAAUGGAUCAGAAAAUUCCUUAUGACGACUACCAGCUUCCAGUUGUAUUCCUGCCGUCUUAUGAGAACCCACCAGCAUGGAUACCUGCACAGGAACGUGUUCAUCACCCGGACUACAACAAUGAGCUGACCCAGUUCUUACCUCGCACCAUUGUAUUAAAGAAACCACCAGGAGCACAGCUGGGCUUUAACAUCCGAGGGGGCAAAGCGUCCCAGUUAGGAAUCUUUAUAUCCAAGGUGGUCCCGGACUCAGAUGCCCACAGAGCAGGACUACAAGAAGGAGACCAGGUUCUUUCUGUCAAUGAGGUUGACUUCCAAGACAUAGAGCACUCAAAGGCCGUUGAGAUCUUGAAGACUGCGCGGGAAAUACUGAUGAGGGUUCGCUUCUUUCCUUACAACUACCAAAGGCAGAAGGAGAGGACUGUACACUAGGUGGCAGCAAAAAGCGAGGAAAGAGGUGGACUUGACUGUGUCUCAGUGGCCUCGUCAUCACCCUCCUCCCACAGACUCUGGCCCCCAUUCUGUCCCAGCUUCAGAAUAACUGACGUACAGUACACUUCUCCAUUUAAGGGCAACAGUCAACUAAUUUCUUUCUCUCACGGAGAGAACGCAAACAGGAUCCAUUUGAGUCAUAAUUAACUGAUACUUAAAGGAAUAGCCUUUAGAUACUGUAAUUAAAUGUAUCAACAUGGCCUUUACUUUUCCCUUAAAGCCUAAAUAGAUGUUUUUAACCACAGUAACACCAGCAGUAGCUCUGAUGACUCCAAGAUACAGUAUAUUUCUGUAAUUAACUGUACCUAAGAAAUUGGCAACUGAGUGUGAAUUCAAACGAGUUCACAACACACAGUAGAUUUGUCUUUUAACUAAAAGUGAAUACACUGAACACUCUUGUUUUUAAUUUAACAAUUAUUUAUAAUUGUGUAGGAAAUAUUAAAUUGUGUAAAUAUUCUAUAUUUUCAGUGGCUGCCAAUGUGGACCCAGCGUUAUUUUCUUUUAAUACAGACAAGUAUUCAUUUUGUUCAUGUUUUAUACAAUUUUACCCUCUGCUCCUGGGCACAAAUAUGAUGAGUCAGUUAUUACUCAGAAAUGUCGAGUCAGCAUUUCCAACUGUUGCUUUUUUUGCUGUUCGCCAUCCUCUCCUAUAUUUUUCAGCCGAUUUCAACAAUUCAUACAUGGAAAUUUCAGUGCGUGCAGCACAUUUUCAGCUAUUUCAAGUAUUGACAUGAACACGUUAUGCCUCGUGUCUUGGCAUAUAAUUGCUGAAGCCUUAUGACGGUGCGUUUGUGUGUGAUGCAGAUCCAGAGAACUGCAGGUUUUCACUUGGGACUCAAAGCUUUGCCGGGCAGCUUAAUUGUUUUAGAUUAUGUAUGUGCUAAAAGUAAAAUAAGGUUUGGCCAUCAAGAAAAUGUGCAAAGUAUAGGUGGAGGAGUUACAAAAGCGCUGUUCACUAACAAAUUGUAUCCACCUGAUGACCCAGAGCUCAUUAUGAAACUUUUUUUUUAAUCAUUAACAUUGAUAAGUUAAACAAAUAAAGUAUUUGAACUCUUAACCACCGCGUGUCUCUGUGUGCUUCGAAAUCCUGAAAGAAUUGCAAAUAAACUGGUUUGCUCGGGUACAAGUAGCCAGACUCGUUCCACUUAUUAAUUUGGUUUCUCUUGAAACUGACUUUGACAGGAGCGUAGUGAAUGACCGUGAUUACCGAAGCAUAUUUAACAUUGUGAAGUUUAGUAUUUUGUUAGAAGUCAAGACCAUGUCACAUUGCUCAAAUGUCUUAAAGAAGAAAACAAGCCAACAGUCUCAGCCAGCACAGCUUCAUUUCCAACAUGCCUUCAUCUGAGGUUACAGUAAAAAUCUGAAAAAUAAAUAAAUAAAAUAACAAGAUUUCCCUGUAUGGUCCUUCCAAUCUGGCAGGUAAAAUGGUAUUUGGCGAAAAACGAAAAGACAAACUUACUAUAUGCACAUUUGACAUGUUCCUACGAGAUUCUCAUCAGAGCAACAGGUGGUCAUUGAACGUCAAUGCAAGUCUACAGUAUAAUUUAUGUAAGAAUUACAGUGGAUACACUUUGAUUGCACGUCAUCAUAAACCUUCAAACAGUCUUCAUGUGUUACAAAGUGGAAGAGUGUAACUGCUCACUCAUCAUGACGAAGCACAAUGAAUGUUUUUAGAAAUAAAAUUACCAUUUAAAAAUAAAAUAGAAAAAUAAUCAGGAGCAAACCUUAAAGUGUCUUUGGUCUUAGAUUAAGCUUUAAGAAAAAAAAGGUCAGUGCCCAGAAGUGUCUGCCACAGUGUUACAUGCAAUUAUCAUGAAACUUGUUUUAAAACUUAUUAACGUAUUAUUAACGUGAUUAAACAAAAUAAAAGUAUCCAUUUUAGGUGUGGUCAAAUCAUUUAGAGCUGAAGUCUAAUAAAUAAGGUUAAGAUUAAAUAGUUUAACGUGUGAUUAUGGUGAGAAUUACCAUACAAGUCAGUUUCAUUCUACUUUCACCACAAAACACCACCUCAUCGUAAUCGACGACGACAAUUACUUCCCUAAUGUGUACACACGUCACAUGGCUGAAAAAAAAUUAAAUAAACGAGGCGUGACAGAGAAGCCAUAGUAAAUGAAGAGCUGAAACUACACCAAUAUCCAAACCCCCAACACCUGUAACAC